AACAUUCCUCUAUAAAUAGAGCGACAAAAUCACCACUAAUUUGAUACGAGACUUCGUGAUGACAAUGAGAUUCGCGGUUCUUUUGUGUGCGGAGGACACUGAUUAUGUGAAGAAGAAAUAUGGAGGUUACCUCGGCGUUUUCCUGAGAAUGCUAGCCGAGGAAGGGGAGCUUUGGGACGUCUUCCAUGUUGCAAGCGGGAACUUUCCUGACGAGCAACAAACCCAACUUUACGACGGUUUUGUGAUCACUGGUAGCUGUAAUGAUGCGCACGGUGAUGAUGCUUGGAUCAUUGAGCUUCUCAGUUUGGUCAACAAAUUGGAUUCGAUGAAUAAGAAAAUUCUUGGCAUUUGCUUUGGUCACCAAAUAUUGGCUCGCGCCUUGGGAGGUAAAGUCGGCCGAGCUCUUUCAGGAUGGGAUUUAGGGAUCCGGACCAUCAACUUCUCACCAUCCACAAAGAUGUUCACUCGUUCGGAAAUGCCAGUUGCACUCUCCUUGAUCGAAUGCCAUCGUGACGAGGUUCAUGAACUCCCGUCCGAGGUAGAGGUGUUGGCAUGGUCAGAUAAGACUCGAGUGGAAGUGUUUAGGUAUGGCGAUCACAUCAUGGGCGUCCAAGGUCACCCUGAAUACACCAAAGAUAUUCUUCUACACCUUAUCGACAAACUUCUUCAACGCAACCUUAUCGAGGAGCCAUAUGCUGUGAAAGCCAGGGCUAACAUUGAGGAGAUGGAGCCAGAUAGAGAGCCUUGGAAGGAACUGUGCACCAACUUUCUCAAGGGCAGACUACACUAUGAGAUCAACCAUAACCCAAACAUGGUUAAAGACAGUGUGAUCAACCAUAACCCGAACAUGGUUAAAGACAGUGUGAUCAACCGUAACCCAAACAUGGUUAAAGACAAUGAGAUAAACCAUAACGCAAGCCUAGUUAAAAUCAUGUGACCUGAACAUAAUAAUUUAUGCAACUCGUUUAUCUAUUAGAAGUCAAACGGGUUGUUAUUUGUAAACGGGUGCAUAUAAGUUGUAAUAAAUAAAGUUAAUUGCACGAAUGAUUCCUGUUAUUUUA
Helianthus annuus (common sunflower) is the source of this 1061-nucleotide messenger RNA. RefSeq names its product gamma-glutamyl peptidase 5. The record is from RefSeq and is a predicted model, not a curated record. The coding region runs from base 59 to 937 and encodes 292 amino acids. Gene Ontology annotation, cellular component: cytosol. NCBI's taxonomy places the organism in Eukaryota, Viridiplantae, Streptophyta, Magnoliopsida, Asterales, Asteraceae. The transcript has 4 exons.